Periconia digitata is the source of this 1686-nucleotide messenger RNA. The record is from the annotation of a GenBank genome assembly. NCBI's taxonomy places the organism in Eukaryota, Fungi, Ascomycota, Dothideomycetes, Pleosporales, Periconiaceae.
CCUCACCCAACCCUUGUCCUGAGACACACGACUUGCAGACGGCGAGGAAGCGAACAUCUCUCAGACCUGCUGUGAGGCCCUUAAACAAAGUCUGAAAUCCCUCGCUUUGCCUUCUCUCUCCCUCCCUUUCCAACAACUGUAAUCAAUUCUUGACCUUUGCGCGCCUGGUGUGUUUGCUUUUCCCCCAAAUCAUCCCUUACCUUACUUUCGUUUCUUCCAGCGUCGUCGACGAUUGCUACCAUUACCAUCAUCUUAUCUAUCUUUAUUGAAAUUGGACUACACGCUUGUCACGCCGCAAAGACCAUCGAUUCACUCUAGUUGGAACAGCACUAGAGCUUAUUAUACUUUGCCUUCAGAUAAACUUAACUUCUCGCCAACCGCCACGCAAACUGCCGCGAUUUGUUCUCCUCCUCAGUCAAUACACAGCGAUCCGUUGCAUCAGCCUGUGUCACCAGACUUGCAUUAGGGUCUAGUCAUUCUCCCGCGAAAUUCCAGACAGCAAACGAUUAAGCGCGUCCAAAGUCGCUUCUUCACCCUCUCACGACCAUCUCGACACCGUUCCGGUCUCGACACGAGUCUUUUUUUACUUUCACACACCCUCGCUCUCUUCCAGCAUCCCUCUUGUGGAUCUAGCUAGCCAGCCAGCUGUUAAUUGAAAAAGCUCUGCCGCAGGCCUGCUUGAGCACGACACGUCUAUUUUCUCUCUCUCUACAGUUUCAACCUUGAGAGCAAUCGUUUGUAAUACAACAAUUGCUUCACCCUAGUCAUCCAGCAAUCCUCACGCCGACACGAAAGACAUCACAGAUUUCUUUCCAUCCACUCUCUCACCAACCUUCAACGCAACUCACGUCCUUAUCUCUACCAACCAAUCAACUAGCAAAGAUGGCCCCCCGCCAGAACCGCUUCUCUUCCCCCUCUUUCACCCCCAUCCGCAACACUACCACAUCCCUCCGCCGGCUCCGCACGGCCUUCUCCCCUUCGCGCUCUGCAACUCCCUCCAACUCCACACCCUCGCGCUCCGCGAGCCCAGACUCCACAAGCUCCUCCUCCAUGUCGCCACUUACAUACCGUUCCUCGGACGCUUUCCCGGCCUCGCGCACUUCAUCGCCCGCAGACAGCCACCGCAGCACGGGAAGCAGCAUCCGUGAUAUCCUCAGGUUGAGGCGCCAGCCCAGCGUCUUGGAGGUCGAGCUUGAGGAGGAGAGGUGCUUGUUUGGUAAUGAGGUUGGCCAGUGUCUUGAGCCGAGGCUCAGUCUUGGAGAGAGGAAUGGCGGUGUCGAGGUUGGCAUUUUCGAGGUCUUGAGCCAGGGUCGGAUCUAAAGAGAAAGACGAAGAUUUCUAGUUGAUGACCGUGUAUGGAUGUAUCGAUGAUACCUUGCCCUCAAUAAGUUGAGGUGUGCUGUUGCCGACUCCAUUUUUCUUGUUUCUUCUUUACACUUUUUUCUUUACUUCUUUUUCUUUCGUUACUUUGACUUGUGUUUUGGUUCCUUCGGUCGAGGAUAUAUAUACCCCACGCAACAUGGCUUUCAGCUUGGACUCGGAAACACAAAGGUCAAGGCGUAACUUGCCUCGAACCACUCUUUUCUCCAUCAGCCGAAGGGAAAGGAAAUACGGAAAUGAUUAUUCACGAUUUCUAUUGACUUCUCUUUAUCACGCUCGCUUCCAUCUUCUUAUUUCCUUUGUUUU